AUGAAUUACAUAGCAUCCAGUGGACCUCUAUUCAAGGAUGGCAAAAAGCGAGUUGAUUACAUCCUGGUUUAUAGAAAGACAAAUAUACAAUAUGACAAAAGAAACACAUUUGAAAAGAACCUCAGAGCAGAAGGCUUGAUGUUGGAGAAGGAGCCAGCUAUUGCAAGCCCUGAUAUCAUGUUUAUUAAAAUUCACAUUCCAUGGGACACACUGUGCAAGUAUGCAGAGAGGCUGAAUAUCAGGAUGCCCUUCAGGAAAAAAUGCUAUUACACUGACCGGAAGAGCAAAUCAAUGGGCAGGGUACAAAGUUAUUUUAGAAGAAUCAAAAAUUGGGUAUCUGAAAACCCAAUGACCCUUGACAAAUCAGCUUUUCCAGACCUAAAGGAGUCAGAGUGCUACACGGGGCCGUUCAGCCGUGCACGGAUUCACCACUUCAGAAUAAACAAUAAGGACACGUUCUUCAGCAAUGCUACUCGAAGCAGGAUAGUCUAUCACAUGCUGGAGCGCACCAAAUAUGAAAAUGGGAUAUCAAAAGUGGGAAUCGGUAAACUUAUAAGCAAUGGCUCAUAUAUAGCAGCGUAUCCUCCACAUGAGGCUAUACUUUGGCUAUACUUUGGUGAGAAGAUUGGACUAUACUUUGCUUGGCUUGGAUGGUAUACUGGAAUGCUGAUUCCUGCUGCAAUUGUUGGCCUGUGUGUUUUCUUAUAUGGAUUAUUUAGAAUGAAUGAAAGUCAAGUAAGCCAACAAAUUUGUAAAGCCACUGAAAUCAUCAUGUGCCCUCUGUGUGACAAGAACUGCUCACUGCAAAGACUCAAUGACAGCUGUGUCUAUGCCAAGGUGACAUAUUUGUUUGAUAAUGGAGGAACAGUCUUCUUUGCUAUAUUUAUGGCAAUAUGGGGUAAGUAUGUUCUAUUAUUACUUUCUAGUCCUCACUUUCUGCAGCUGUUGCUGUGUUUCUUCACAUACACAUACGUGCAAACAUCCUAUAUCAAUUCAACAAUAAAGUCUCUAGGUUGGUAAUUGUUUUGUUUGUCCUCCCUAUGUGUUCAUUGCUUCUUUGAGAGUUUAACUCUUGCACUAACCCUCUGAUUACUAAAGCCUUGAUCUUCUUACACUAAACAGCAUGUUUUUCCUGACAAAGUGGGUGGUAAUUAAAAACGGAAACAUACCAACAUGCAAAAUUAAGCUUCUUGUAUAUUACUCAUAAAAGUGAUGGUCAGAAAAUUUUGUUUGCUUAAUAUUUUCAUUCAUCUUUUCUUUUACCUUAUGCUUCAUACAUUUAGAGAAGCAGAAUUUAUUUCAUAUAUGGUUGAGCAAUAAUGUCUAAUAUGUAAUAAAUCUUGUUCCUAUCUAACAAUUUAAAACUAUACAAAUUGUGUAUGGAUAUAUUCUUUGGCUGACUUUUAUCACCAUGAUUUUAUUGAGUUUGUAAGGCACCC
Messenger RNA from Galeopterus variegatus (Sunda flying lemur), 1439 nucleotides. RefSeq names its product anoctamin-3-like. Gene Ontology annotation, molecular function: chloride channel activity; protein dimerization activity. Gene Ontology annotation, cellular component: plasma membrane. NCBI's taxonomy places the organism in Eukaryota, Metazoa, Chordata, Mammalia, Dermoptera, Cynocephalidae. Gene Ontology annotation, biological process: chloride transmembrane transport. The record is from RefSeq and is a predicted model, not a curated record. The transcript is spliced from 10 exons. Bases 1 to 1020 code for a protein of 339 amino acids.